CUCAAUCGUUCAAAAUGCGGCUAUUCCUAAUUCUUCUUCUUGUUUCUGUAACUCUGGGUAAUAAGAAAGCCUUACGCUGCCUCAAAGAUUGCCCAAUAGAUGUCUUUGACGUAUCGUGUUCCUUUGACAAAUUCUGUUACUUUGAAGCAGAAAACCAAUGCCAUGUUGAUAUUGAGAAAUGCCUGAGAAGGGCGUAUAAUAAACCAGCUUUUCUUAAAAAGAAGACAGGAUAUUGCUUAAAGCAGAACUAUCCAAGGAGAGCGAAACCUUGCAUUCCAAUGGUUUCAUCCAGUGUACUACCAGUAAAACAUGAUUUUGACCAGAGGUACAAUCAAAACUUGUUCGCUACGGGUCUGUGAUUAUUGUACUAAUUGGUUCACGACCAAAAUAAUUUAGA
Drosophila suzukii is the source of this 397-nucleotide messenger RNA. NCBI's taxonomy places the organism in Eukaryota, Metazoa, Arthropoda, Insecta, Diptera, Drosophilidae. The record is from RefSeq and is a predicted model, not a curated record.